CUGAUAAGCAUCAGUCAAGCUAGAAGGCCUCAGCGUGACGUCAACUGUGUGUCUGUGUGUGUGUUAAUAAACACGCUGUAUGCACAGCUGGGACUGCAUGAGAGGCUUUCAUGGUCAAAGUGUUCCAGCAGCCUGCAGCAGCUGGUAUCUUCUCACCUGCACACAGAUCAUAUCGGCUCAUCAGAGGCCAAACUAGAACACGUCAUCCCAAACAGGAUCCUUGGAGUCUGGAGAGGAUAUAAGGCAGGCCGACUGGACCUCUGCACCUUUGUGAAGACGUGUGAACUGAACAAUGAGGGCUGUUGGUUUGCUGCUGCUGCUGCUGGCUCUGUGUGGGUCAGGAGCUCAGGGGGAGCUUCAGGAGACGGAGACCACAAAGACAACCACAGCUGACAUCUGGGCGGAGAUGAGUCUUCUGAGAGACAUGGUGGAGGAGCUCAACGCGUACGUGGAUCUGCUGCAGAGAGAGAACUCAGAGCUGCAGACCAGACUGAGCAGCAGUGAGUCCAAGAUCGAGACGCUGAUGUCUUUGGAAACUCGACUGACUGCCACUGAGAGCAAAACAAGUGACCUAGAAACAGAGAACGCAGACCUGCAGACCAGACUGAGCAGCAGUGAGUCCAAGAUCGAGAUGCUGGAGAGAGAAAAUGCAGUCCAAGCUGCAGACCUGAUGUCUCUGGAAACUCGACUGACUGCCACCGAGAGCAAGACAAGUGACCUAGAAACAGAGAACGCAGUCCAAGCUGCAGACCUGAUGUCUCUGGAAACUCGACUGACUGCCACCGAGAGCAAGACAAGUGACCUAGAAACAGAGAACGCAGUCCAAGCUGCAGACCUGAUGUCUUUGGAAACUCGACUGACUGCCACCAUGAACAGAACAAGUGACCUGGAAACAGAGAACGCAGAGAGGAAGGUGGCCUUUUACACAGGUCUGACUGAUUCAGGGCAUGUUGGACCAUUCAACACAGACACCACACUGAAAUACAGCAAAGUCUUCACCAACAUCGGCGAUGCUUACAAUCCAUCUACAGGUUUCUUCACAGCUCCAGUCAGAGGGGUCUACUACUUCCAGUUCACUAUAUGUGGUGGCCAAAAAGGUUGGAUGGGUCUACAGGUGUUCAAGAAUAACCAGAGGAUCAUGUGGAAUGGGGAGAUUAAGGAAGAGGUAGGUGAGGAAUACAUGACUAACUCUGUUGUCUUGGAGCUGAUGGCAGGAGAUCAAAUCCACCUCGUUCUCCCAUGGGGCUAUACUCUCUGGGACUCUUCAAAGAACUACAACACCUUCAGUGGCUCCCUCCUCUUCACACUGUGAGGAUCCUUCAGCUGCUGUCUGACUCCUUAUUGGCUACACUGUGAUUUACUGCAUGUACCAAAUAAUGAGAUUCUGCAUCUGACUUCUCUGUUGUGUCAUCACAUGAAAGCAACAUUGAAAUAAAUCUAUGAAGCAUUCAGAAAACAAUGU
Molecule: messenger RNA, 1462 nt
Organism: Centropristis striata (black sea bass)
Lineage: Eukaryota; Metazoa; Chordata; Actinopteri; Perciformes; Serranidae
Product: multimerin-2-like
Exons: 8
Coding region: 293-1312 (339 amino acids)
Molecular function (GO): protein binding
Source: RefSeq, a predicted model, not a curated record